Messenger RNA from Trypanosoma cruzi, 1638 nucleotides. RefSeq lists its product as uncharacterized. Gene Ontology annotation, molecular function: nucleic acid binding. Lineage: Eukaryota; Euglenozoa; Kinetoplastea; Trypanosomatida; Trypanosomatidae. The transcript has a single exon. The coding region runs from base 1 to 1638 and encodes 545 amino acids. The record is from RefSeq and is a predicted model, not a curated record.
AUGUCAGCUGCGGGAUCGCGUGAGGAGAUGUUGGAGGCGCUGCAGAAGGCGAAGCAGGCGAUGGCGCGUCGCGUCCCGGUAGUGACGCUACAAGAGACGCCUUCAGAGGGCGGUGAGCUGCAGUUGCAGGACGCAGAGACGCAGCCGUCUUUUUCUCGGCCGCGGCCACACGUUCCUUCCGAGGCGAAAACCAACAGAAGUCACUUUUUUGACACGUGGUGCCGCAAGAUUGAAAUGUUUGUUGCGGACCCCACGAAGACGGUGUUGGAGUUGCCGAAUGAUUUGGCAGCGAACGACCGCCGCGAGCUUCACAGCCUGGCAGAAAAGUAUAACCUCAGCCACCAGUCCCGUGGGUCGGGGGCCACGCGGCAGCUAGUGCUGAAGAAAGAUGCUCUUCACUACAGAAUGCCGGACGCACGUCCCGAUAACAUUGAGACAAUUAAGCAGAAUGCCGGAAGCAAACAGUCCAAAUUUCAUCUGCGUCGGUUCGUGCAAGACCCAGACGCGGCGGUCGGUUCGAUUGGGGCAUUUGCGGACGAGGCGACGGCAAACAUGGUCCGCCGCUUGGACAGAGCAACCGAUGAGUAUCGCAGGGCGGUGGAAUUGGGCUACUCGCAAGAAGAACUUCUUGCAAUAGAGGCGGGAGAAAGCGUGGAAGAAAUUUUGCGUCGUGGUGGCGAUGGGAGACUGCUACUCCCAUCGGCUGUGGAGCAAGCCAGUGGCGAUGUUGGUUCUGUUCCAUCUGUGGCCACGCACGGUGGCAACGAGGCUCUUCACGGCGUUCCUCCAGAUAACCGUAAAGGAAAGAUUUAUGAAGAGGUUUGCCUUCGUUGUGGAACACGCGCACAUGUUGACUAUGAUGUUCAGAAGUGGGAGUGCAACGGCUACUGCGCCCAGUGUGCCACGCAGACCAUAUGGAAGCUGGUGGAGCUGGACGGGGUGAAGGAGGAACUGGUCCAUCCUUCCUUCAAGAGAGAUCGGAAGCGAAACUUCCAGGAGAUGGAAAUGGAGGCAGCACCGGCAAUGCGAGAGCCGGAGGAGAUUGAUAAGGACAAUGACGAGGAUGACACAAUCACCGUGGAGGAUGUAGUUGACAUGGCAAGUAUGAAUGACUUCUGUGCCGCGGAUGUCAACUGGAUUCGUAGUUUUGCGACGCAUCACCAGCCACGGGGCAGCGGGAAUAUUCUUAGUGCGCACAUUGUGUUUUGUAUUGAGUUUGAGGAUCUUUUUAGCAUGCGCAUUUUCCGUGACUUUUUGUCAUUGGAGGACAAAAAACAUGCCAUGAAGGAGCGAAAGCGUACGAGAGAAGAAAGCAAUGCGGCGGAUCAGAAAGACAAGGGUCACUGUGGGUGGUUUCUGCGCCUUUGUGAGGUCAAAGAGACCGGUGUGCCCCUGUCAACACUGCUUGAGGAAAUCAGCUUGUGUAUUCCUGAGCGAUACGAUUGUCUUGCCGUUGCCUUUCCAAAUAUGUCUGUGUAUGGUGCAGUGGCCAGUUGCGUGUGUCUUAUUCAGUCCAAUAAAGUGGAGGAGAGUAGCCUAGAGAUACUACAGAGAAAGUAUGGGAAGCGGAGUAUUCAAUUUGCUCGUGAUCUUUGUGCUGUUCUUUUGAAUGGUGGGGAAACUGCAUCCGUGUCAUGA